AUGCAGGUUGUUGGUGCGAACAAAGGUGGAGUGGUAGCUGUGGUGGAAGGCCUUAGAGGUUUUGUUCCUUUCUCACAGAUAUCAACAAAAUCAACAGCAGAAGAGCUUCUUGAUAAAGAGAUUCCUCUGAAGUUUGUGGAGGUUGAUGAAGAACAGUCCAGGCUUGUCCUAAGCAACAGUAAGGCCAUGGCAGAGAACCAAGCGCAGCUUGGAAUUGGAUCAGUUGUCCUGGGAACUGUUCAAAGCCUGAAGCCAUGUGGUGCCUUUAUUGACAUUGGUGGAAUCAACGGCCCACUUCAUGUUAGUCAGAUCAGUCAUGACCGAGUCUCUGAUAUUGCAACAGUUCUCCAACCUGGUGACACUCUCAAGGUCAUGAUAUUGAGCCAUGACCGUGAGAGAGGCUGUGUAAGUCUUUCUACCAAGAAGUUAGAACCUACUCCUGGAGAUAUGAUUCGCAAUCCAAAGCUUGUCUUUGAGAAGGAGGAGGAGAUGGCGCAGACAUUCAGGCAGAGAAUUGCUCAAGCAGAAGCUAUGGCUCGUGCAGACAUGCUCCGUUUCCAGCCUGAGGUUCCUAUAGAUUCUUGCUAUAUGGGCUCUAACAACUCUGCCUUCCUACAACAGGUAGCUUGUCUUUAG
Prunus armeniaca (apricot) is the source of this 636-nucleotide messenger RNA. The record is from the annotation of a GenBank genome assembly. NCBI's taxonomy places the organism in Eukaryota, Viridiplantae, Streptophyta, Magnoliopsida, Rosales, Rosaceae.